This is a messenger RNA of Lizanozyma spartinae, 2004 nucleotides long. RefSeq names its product H3 histone acetyltransferase (gene RTT109). Gene Ontology annotation, cellular component: nucleus. Gene Ontology annotation, molecular function: histone H3K56 acetyltransferase activity. Lineage: Eukaryota; Fungi; Ascomycota; Pichiomycetes; Serinales; Debaryomycetaceae. Gene Ontology annotation, biological process: DNA damage response. Bases 1 to 2004 code for a protein of 667 amino acids. The record is from RefSeq and is a predicted model, not a curated record. The transcript is spliced from 2 exons.
AUGGUUGAUUUCAAGAAAGGAAAACAAGAUGGCAAAGUUGAUGAUGAUGGUUUCCUUAUAUUAACAUUGAUUCAAUCACGGAGGUCCUUUGGAGGGGGCCGUAAUUUUAAACAUUAUCUUGAACUCCUAGGUUCAUUGGAGUAUCCCAAUAAGGAACAUGUGGUUUUGGGACUUUUGAUUGGCAAUGCAAAAUUAUUUGAUAAUUUGGUGAAACAUUUCACUGAUGCAAAUGAUCUGAUUUUCAGUCGUAUCACAUUGUACCAUGCACCGUUCAUUCAAGAUUCGCAAACUUCCAGAGGUAAUCGUCACGACAACCUGCUUCAAAAGGUCCGAAGACGUCAACUUGCAAGACUACGUAACUUUCUCAUGAUCCGAAGCUUCGGCGAAGAGCAACACGUUCUCUGGAUUGAUUCAGAUGUUGAGGAUAUUAAAGAUAAACAAAUUCUCCUUCAUUUCUUACAAUCAGGUAAAGAUAUUAUUGUUCCUCGGAUCUCAGAAGCUGAUAACGGUGACUAUGAUUUGAAUUCAUGGCGAGGUAUUCGUACAGAACCUGAUAAAGUUCAAGCAAAACUAAUGGAUUCUAACCAAUGGGAUAAAGUCACAUUUAUGCCUGAAGAUAAACAAGUUUUCCAUUUCUCCACGUUUCUAAAAGAACAGGCUUCCAGUCAUAAAGAACCAGAUUAUGUGACUCCACUUGAUUCUGUUGGAAGUGCCUUUCUUUAUAUUCGUCUGGAAAUCUUACAACAGGGAGUUAAUUUCCCUGCGUACCAUGCCGUUGGUACCAAUUGGCGUCGUAAUGAAGGUUACGAUGGGAUUGAGUCCGAAGGCUUAUGCUAUGUGGCUCGUGUUUUGGGUUAUACAUGUUGGGAGAAUGAUAAGCCUACAUUUGCCUUGGAAGUCUAUGUCUACAUUAACGUAUGGAAUGAUCGUGCCGAAAGAAUGCUAUAUGUGUCGAAAUGCGAUACUGUGGGUAUGCAUCGAAGCUCUGUAAGAUUUGGAGAGAUAGCAACUUCUAUGCUUGAAUGGCUUGUAGCACAAGAUCUUGGACAAGUCUAUUGUCAGAACAUAACCCGAGGCAAAUCAACAUCCUACUCGUCAGCAUCUUUGUCCUCGUCUUCUGCUGUCAAUGGAGAGAAAGAGGAAGUGCCCGUGAAUUCAGUACACUUUGCAUUGGUUCGUCAUUUGAAUCAACUACGUGCCCCACAAGGAGCUAAGGGAAAGUCAUCCUAUUCAAUCACUGUUCCCUCUAACCAAGUUACUCGGAUCUGUCUCUUCACACGUCCUGCAGAACAAUAUCUUUUUCCUGGUUCUGGUGGGAACAUACACAAGCAUACAAUUGAUGGCCAAGGACUACUAAGAUGGUGGUUGAAGGUGUUAGAUCCCUUAGUGGUUCUGAAGUAUGGGUGUGCACGUAUGACAAUACCUUCCAGUGAAGAUCAAGUCAUUUCUAAAUAUUUGGCACCCCUUAAAGGCGAUUGGAAACCAGGCAGUCUAUUUGAUAAAGGUUCCGGAUCGUGCAUUCGAGUGAUUCCCCUAUUACCUGAUGAUCCAAAGGGUAGGUUCUUAGAACACCUUGUUGUUGAACAUCGAUAUCGCAAAGUGAAUGUCCCACAGUUCUGGCAAGAAUUGGGGUAUCGACAAGAGUUCCGUUUAGGGGUAUUAGUGGGAAUAAUCGGCAUAGAACUCACUACAACUCCAGCUUCCUCAUCGAUGUCAAAUGAGCUCAAGAUUACAACCAACAAAGUAUCAAGAAAUAUCUACAAGAAGCUUGUCGAUGUUAUCAAGAGUGGAGAUUUUUCCGAUGCCAUUGAUGUGGAGCAAUUACAGAAACGUUUGCAACAAGUUGUGGAACUCCAAACUCAGUCUUAUGUUCCUCGGAUCAUUUCAAAGGCCGAACAGAUCAAAGCAACACCCAUUAACAAUUUGAAUGCUAUGAUUAAAAGGAAAGCAGUACCGCAAGUUAAUGAUUUGACGACGUUGGUUAAGCGUCGGAAAAAUAAAUAA